GGAUACUCCGCUGUACUCCUUACAAAGUUUCAAAGUGGUUAUGCAAAUGCAAGACAGGUACUUUCGGGUCACCCACGCUUUGGUGCGCGGCCUUGCUGGGACAUUUGAGGACGCACUAGCGCUAGAGCCCCCACCUGAGCCUAUCAUUGUAACCCUAGCUAGCGAGCAGCAUAACCAGUACACCGCACUGCUUCGAUCGUUAGUACCAAAGGUCGUCGAAAUCUCCGCCGAUGAUAGCUGCCCUGACUGCGUCUUCAUUGAAGAUACAGCACUGGUUAUCAAUGAUCAGCACGCAAUCAUUACCCGGCCAGGUGCUCCGAGCCGACAGCCCGAGCCGGGUCCGGUAGCAACUGCCCUGCAAUCGCUCGGCUUUCCCCGUGUUGACUACCUGCAGCCGCCUGCUACCCUGGACGGCGGUGAUGUCCUAAUCCUGCCCUGGGCGGUCCUCGCGGCCACCAGCGGCAGGACCAACGAGGAGGGGCUACGGCAGCUGCAGCAGCUAGCGCAGCAAGCGGGCGGCCCUCCGGUCUACGGUUUCUCAGUAGCAGAAGCGGCCAAGGCGGCUGCUGCUGCAGAGGCGGCGGCAGCGGCAGUGUUGAAGCAGG
This is a messenger RNA of Astrephomene gubernaculifera, 605 nucleotides long. NCBI's taxonomy places the organism in Eukaryota, Viridiplantae, Chlorophyta, Chlorophyceae, Chlamydomonadales, Astrephomenaceae. The record is from the annotation of a GenBank genome assembly.